Molecule: messenger RNA, 2420 nt
Organism: Perca fluviatilis (European perch)
Lineage: Eukaryota; Metazoa; Chordata; Actinopteri; Perciformes; Percidae
Gene: sparta
Product: spartin a
Exons: 8
Coding region: 216-2066 (616 amino acids)
Biological process (GO): negative regulation of BMP signaling pathway; cell division
Cellular component (GO): plasma membrane
Source: RefSeq, a predicted model, not a curated record
AAAUGUGUGUAGCUGCCUGAGGCUGUGCCGGAUUUACCCAGCAAGUGAAGUGAACAUGUUGAUGUAUGCAGGCAUUCUCACACCCAUGAAAGUACAGAAGAACUGUCGGAAACUGGAAUAAGGACUUUAUAAAACCACUUUUUUAUUGUUAGGGUUUUUCUUUCCGGUGAUAUUGAAGUCCAAGUCUCUGUAUCCCGUCUAGCCUACUCCUCACUAUGACUGAGCCUGCUGAGCUGCUGCUCAUCAAGGACCAGUAUGAGUUGGCGUUUCAUUCUCUGAGCCGUGGGCUGACUGCUGAAGAGGCCGGGAAAAGAGCAGAGGCCCUGGUGUAUUACAGAAAAGGUCGACAGCACCUUACUCAAGGACUGGAAGUUCCCACUGGAGCGGAGAGGCAGCGAGGAGCGGUCUGGGACACGGCCAGGCAGCUUCAACAGAGGAUGAGGGACACUCUGAGGACUGUCAACACCCACCUCUCAGACCUGGAGACCUCACAGCUGACAACAGGAUACCAGAGGGGCUGCCUUUUGAUGGAUCUUCCUCCCAAUCUUUAUCCAGACCUGGCUCAGAGCAGCCAGCCUCCCCGAAGCUCCCUCCACCAUCUGUACCCCACCGUACUGGCUAACGCUCAGAAGUCAACCCCAACAGUCCCUACCUGGCCUCCUUCCUCUGCUGUUCUGCACAUGCACACGCUCCAUGCAGCAGCUCCAGGAGAUAUAGCCAUGGCUAACCCAGGGGACCAGCCUCCAGCCUACACACCACAGCCAACUAUUGGCCACCGCAGUCUGUCUUACGGUUCUGCUGGAGGCAGCCUCGGGUCAGGAAAGCAGACCGGCGCAGAAGGAGAUGGAAACAUGCUGCUUUUCAUCCCCUCUGGGGUGCAGAUGUUUUUCGUGGCACCAAAUGGUCAGGUCAGCUCCCUGUCUCAUCCAGGCUACCUUCGCAUCGUCGCAUUUGACAGUCAGCACAAGGAUUCCACUGCUGGAAGACCCUCAGCAUUUCUACAUGUGUGUGACUGGCAGUACCCGCUGACAGCAGAAACUCCAGUGCUAUUGGCUAACUCUGGGAUCUUCAUGUUCCCUGACAUCUUGUCAGAGAUGCCAGGGUCCUACGUGGGCAUAGUCUUGUCCUCCGAACUGCCUGCUGUCCACCGAAAGACGUUUCAGGACCUCCUCUCACAGCUGGCUGAUCUCAGGGUCCAGGGUCCAGAUGGGGAAGGGUCAGAGGUCGUCAACCUGAGUGAGAAAAUCCCCCUUGGUCCCACGCAAGAGCAUGAAGCACUGACAGUACCAACAGGGGAGAUGGACAAACCACCACUUCCUGGUUGGAGUGAGAAGAUGGCACAAGGAAUCUUGACAGGAGCUACACGGUUGAGUUUAGAGUUUGUAAAAGGAGCUGAGGCCACUGGUAGGGCCAUUCAUAAAGGAGCAGCCAAGAUCCGGGACCAUAUCACGCCUGAGGAAACUCCUUCAGAGGUCAGCCCCCGUGUCACAAAAGGUCUGCAGGUGGCUAAACAGGCCACCGGGGGUGCUGUGCGAGUCAGCCAGUUCUUGGUUAAUGGAGUAAGUAUGGUGGCAGGACAUGUGGCAGACAAAAUGGCUCCCCAUGUGAAGAAACAGGGCGCUAAGCUGGUCCCAGAGUCUAUAAAGAAGAGCAAAGAUGGCGGACUUUCCAACUGGGAUGGAGCCAAGUUUGUGGCAGUCAGCAGUGUACAAGGUUUCUCUACUGUUUGGUCGAGUCUGGAGACCGGAGCAAAGCUUGUUGGCAAAAGUGUUGCAGCAGAGACUGUCACAACUAUGACAUACAAGUAUGGUAACGAGGCAGGCGAAGCCACUGACACUGGUCUCAAGUCCAUGGUCAAUAUUGGUGUGACUUCAUACAACUUUGACAAUCUGGGCAUCCUGGCCUUCCUGAAGACUGUAAGCAAGAAGACAGCCAAGGUCACUAUGGAAAUCCCGGAGGGACAGCCAGCACAAACUGAGGGGAAGGAGGCGCAGAAACGAGACCAUCAGGCAGAGACAAAUGGGAAAGUGAAGCAGAAGAAAGAGGAGGAAGAGAAAAAACAAUAGAUUCCCACAGGGUGUUAAAUGCUUUCCUUUAAGGUUUUUUGUCAGAUUGAUGGAUCAACUUCUCAUUAGCAGAUUAUAACGAAAUAGGCUACUCAUUUCCGGCGUGGAUAUUUAAUUGUAAUAACUGUGAAUGUAAAAACAACGAGGCUGACCUAUUGGAAUUAGCCUAAGUUAAGGGCACUUUUAUUUGUAUUUAUAUCUCUAUACGUCAAGGUUGGCUGCAUUGUUUUGUUUUACAUGAAUUAUCUUUUUGUGGUAUAAUAUGCUUGUCAUUAUAUUAAUGUGUACAUUUUUUUUGUGUAUGUUUUGUAUAUGACAAAACAUUCCAGUAAACUGACUUGACUACCUAGGCUA